GACCGCCGUCGUCCACCCAGUAGAGUUGGUGUUUCUAUAUCAUACACGUUAAGACAAAAUGGUUAGUUGAAACCAUUAUAAUAUUAUUGUUUCAGCAUGACGAUUAUAUAUAAUUGUGGUUUUUUUGCAGAGAAUGAGUGUGCUACUGCAAAUGGUGGUUGUGAUCACAUGUGCCAGAAUACACCGUCUUCGUACACAUGUAGCUGUCGUGACGGUUACACUCUGGAUGAGGACAAUCACAGCUGCAUAGAUAUAGAUGAAUGCUCUACCAGUGUGCAUGGAUGUCAACAAGUCUGCACAAACACUGAAGGAUCGUAUUCAUGUGAAUGUAGAGAUGGAUAUGCUCUAGAUGAUAACGGGAAGACCUGCUCCAUUAGUUGUGGAGGGAGACUCUUGGAUUCCAGUGGAAGUUUCCAGACACCAGAUUGGCCAGACAAAUAUCCUCAAGCUGACUUUAUCUGCGAGUGGACCAUUGACAUGUCUGCUAACAGCUCCAUUCAGUUUACUGUUGACAGUUCAGCAUAUGGAAUCAAUGGUCGUCCUCCGUGCCAGAAUGACCAUCUCGAGUUCUUUGAUGGUAUGGAGAGUGAUAGUCGGUCACUGGGGAGAUUCUGUAAAUUGGAGGUACCUCCUCCUAUUACCACAUCAACUGGAGCUGCUCGCGUUGUCUUUGAGGGAAGAGAGCAUCAAAAUCGUCCAGCCAGUCGCAAAGGAGUUCGUGUUAUGUAUAAUGUAUCAACUUAAUGGCCUAGAAGGCAAGACUCAGCAUUUUAAGGUUUUAUCAUUUUGUUAUCAUCUUCCGUCUGUUUAAUUUUAAACAACAUUGUCUAACAAGUCCAUUCCUUUUGGUAUUUGUACUGACAUAAUUAUAAUCAUUACUGUGUAUUAUAAUAAUUAUUAUCCUUAUAUUAUACAAGUGGAAAAAUCAU
Molecule: messenger RNA, 929 nt
Organism: Geodia barretti
Lineage: Eukaryota; Metazoa; Porifera; Demospongiae; Tetractinellida; Geodiidae
Source: the annotation of a GenBank genome assembly